CCAAUAUAAAAGACAGUCGAUUCAAUUCAUGUUUUAGCUAUGAUUUACCAUCAAUGGUUACAUAUAAUAAUUUAGUCGAGUAACCCCAAUUCUCACUAUUUAUUUAUUUAUUUGAAUUAUCUAUGAAAGGAUUCUGUUUUUACUUCAUACAAUAUGCAAAUUGACCGCUGGGAAGGUGACCCAGUCCUUACUUCUUUUUACCCCUACCCAUCCGCCGGACUCUCUCUGUUAGAGAAAUCUACGGCGGUGAAACCGUCGAUUUCCCUCGCUUACACCACCCUAUAACUUCCCAAGAAUGUCGACGGAAUUCGUCCGCCGAUUCUCCACCCUCUUCACCGGCUCACCCACCAACAUGGAGCAGCGAUGGACGGCCGGCGUCAACAUAGAUGCCAUGAUCGGGUCAAUGGCGAGCAACACUCCAAAUGUGAGGCCGGCCCAGGUUCAGCUCAUCAAGCAGCUCAUUUCCUCCGUCAACAACGUUACCCGCGACCAUCCCGUUUACCCCGUGAUGAUUCGUGCUGCGAUGGCGAGGUUGAAUGAGGGAAUGGGGUGUAGUAAGGACGAGAUAUCUGAAUUUAUAGCGAGGGAGUAUGAUGUUUCCCCUGUUGUGAAUUUUGCUAGGGUAGUGCAUGAGUUGGACAAGCUUGUGAAGGGCAGGGAGAUAGUUUUGACUGCAGAGAAUCGGUACUUGGUUCGAGUGGAAGAGAAUGAGAAAGGGGAUGAGAGUGGCAGCGGUUCGAUUCGUGGGAUGGGACGAAAACGGGGUAGGCGUGGUGGUGGAAAGGGUUGGAGAGGCAGUAAGGUGAGGAAAGUUGUUGAGGAGAAUUUGGUGGUGGAGGAUGGUGAUAAUCAGAAUUUAAGUAACGGAGGAGAAGAAGGAUGUGAGGCUCGGACUGAUAGAUGUAGCGAGGAAGAGAGCGAGGAGUUCCCACCUGGGUUUGAAGGAAGUUUUGACCGAAUUGAGGAAAGGGGGAAGCUGGUGGGUCGUAGAGAAGUAGAAAGGAUCGAACUUUUGCAAGGUGAGGAAGGAUGUGUGCAGGGGGCUGGCGAUGUAGGGGAUGUAUUCAGGGAACCUGGAGGAAAUGAAGGUUCAGGAGACCGACAAGAAAUAUUGGAAGCUGAAUGUGCCAAUGAGGCAACUGCAUUGGUUAUUUUACCGAGCAAAGAAGUGGAAGGUAAUGAUCCAGCGGUUCAAGUUGAUCCGACUUUGAAUGCGAAAACCCUUGAGGCAGUAAGUUGUUUAAGGCUGCUAGAAGUUGUAAGUGUCGAAAAACAAAGGAAGCUACAAGAAAAACAUGACAGAGUGUUGGACACGAUUGGGGAUUUGAGCGACACUGCAGCAAGGUUUUGUGAGGAGAACCUGCAGUCUAGUAACAAGAAACAUUUGUUUGAUGAGGAGCAUUAUAUGGAGUUAUUGAAGAAGGCAGAAGAUGUUCAACUAGCUUUGAAGGAUGCCAUGGAUAAAGUGAAAGCAGUAGAUGUGUCAAACCAUACUGGGACAAAAGUAGUGGCAUUGCCGGACUCUGUUUCAGGAACUGCAUCUGAGUCUGAUAUUUCAAAAGUGAGGAGGCAGGGUAAGCGGAAAGGGAAAACCCAGCAUCGUAAGGUGUCUCGAGAAGUUGAUGAACUGCUGACAUCUCCCCCAGAACAGGAGGCACGUGCAGAUAUUCUAAGUGAACAGCUAAAACGUCCGACAAAGCUAACGAUCCGGUUAUCCUCUCCGAGUCUGCCACUCCAGCAAAAUGAAUCAUCUGAACGACAAAUCGUUUGUGGCCUUGAAAAGGAGUGCGAAAGAAAGUGGGAAAUCGUUUGUGGCCUUGAAAAGGAAUGCCAAGGAAAGUGGCCCCGUGAUAGAAGCAUUUCUGAACCUCGUCAAGUUCAUUGUGUGGCUGCGAAGGGUCUUAAACCAAUAAGUGCUUGCCUAAUGUAUGAUAUGGGCUGGACUAUAAAAGGCCCUAGGUGCAAAAGAUCUCGGAAUAGAGGACCAAAUGUCAAGGAAUCAAGACAGGCUAGAGAACAGGAGGGCAAAAUCCCUAUGAAAGAAUUGAAGAUGAAUCAGCCAACAUCAGAGGAUUGUAUUCAGAGGUGCCAGCAGCACCAGGGCCAGGGUUCCUCACAACCUGAAGAGACAUCAGUUGAAGUCCUGACUGAGCGGUUGCCUUCACUGCAUGAAAAGGAGUUGCAAAAUCAUGGGAAGGCACUUCCAAUUAAGUUGGCUUUGGAGCCCAGUACUGGGCGGAUAAUCUAUCUUCAAAGUCCUCGUAAGCAACAUGGACAAGUUCAAGGCCAGGGGGGACAUGUUAACGACCAGACUAGUAAUGACUUUUGUGAUGUAAGACUUGCUUAGACCAUAAAGAGCAUGACGAGAAACUGCAAGUGGAAGGUACUCAUGAGAACAUCCCCAAGUUGGAACCGAGUGCUGGUGCAACUGAUAAGUUGAAACCAUGGACGGGUGUAACUGAUUACUCGUUACAUCAGCAUCAGUCUAAGGAGUCAGGGAAGCCACCGCAGGUUGAAGAUCAAAUAUCUUCGUAGAGCAGCUGCAAGAUGUUCAACCAAAAACCAGUUCAACCACAGAUUUCCAAUGAGCGGGACGAAGGCUAAUGAUCUUCGUAGAGCUGCAAGUUGAAGCCCAACCGAGCACAUUGCAUUAGAUAACUAGAAAACUCCUUGGAAUCUGAUCAGUAGGAGCAACAGCAGCAACUGGUACAAGGCCAAGGAUCUAAGGAACAAGAACAGCUGGAAGUUGAGCCCUGCAGUCCCUCUAUCCGAACUUGCAAAGUCCGCACCUUUGAUCACUUCAUCAAGUCAUAAGCACGAGCAAAACAUAACACCAGCAACAAAGGGCUGAAGGAGAAGGAGAAGGAAGGUUGACAAGAUACAGAGUAUUUACAGCAGCAGCAUCAGCUCUCUCGCCAUUGUCGUCUUCUCGGCACCAGAAACAGCAAUCUCCAGGGUCUUCAUUCGAUAGUGCUAUUAGUCCUCUGCCUUCUCAUUCCCACCGUAGUCUUCCAUUAGUGACGGUUAUCCGCUUUGUUAGUGUAUUCUAAUGCAUGGCCACUCACUAACCAUAUCAGUGAAAUAAUGGGGAAUCAAUGAACCGACAAAAAGCAGUAAAAACAAUUUUGGAGGAAAUAAAAAAAACUUAAUUCCGCUGCCGGGACUCGAACCCGGAGCUCCCGGUUAGGGAACGAUUGGUUUGUAUCAAUUUUUACCAGCUACAGCGGAUUUUGUUGAUACAAUUAUGCAAUCAAAGGUGUUAUUAUACGUUUGACUGGCGGUAAUUUUUUUUUUGCCACCACUAAUUUCUUUCAUAAUUUUUUACAAUAUGAGUAGCUGUAACUAAUAUACGUGAUUAUGCAGCAGCACAGCCAGCACAAGUAUUCUGAUUAAAAAAAAAAACAAUUUGCCACCAGUUACUUAAGCACAUAUAUCAGUCGAAAUCCCAAUAAUAGUUGAUCACAAAUUAUUGCAAGCGCGGAGUUUGGCCCCGAGAUUAAGCGUAACAUCGUAGAGUUUAGAAAGAGAUUUAUAUUGUUCGAGAUCCAGAAAAUUGGGUGGAUUUAUAAUUGGGGAUUAGGGCUUCUAGCUAGAAGAUCGAGAUGGGAGAGAAGAGAAAUAAUGCUGAUGAUACUUUGAUAGGUUUUUUCAUUGAUAUCCUUUAUUAGAGAUGACAAUUACCUAUUCAUGUGUAAUUUUACCUAAAUCCAAAGAAACCCAUUGAUUAUUGCUUAGGUACUGCCCGUACUGGUGAAGUCUAUAUAUGAGUUUGGGUAGACUAUGUCAUGUAUUGCUUCCCUAUUCUAAAUGGACAUAUAUAGCUUGGGUAUGGAUGCCCAUUUACUUGAGGUUGUUUUAACUACACAUACAAAAUUGGAUCUAUGUGUAAAAAUGGGAUCUAAAAAUGUAAUUUUACAUCGAGAUUUUGAAGACUUAUAUGCAAAAAAAGGUACUAAAUCUAAAAAUAAAUUACAAUCCCAAAUCGAUGGAUUAAAAAUCCAACUCAAGUAAAUUGGUAUAGUUAUAAACUCAUCAAACACUACCUAUUAAUUUAUCUUGAUUUUUAGUUUCAUACCCAACCCAAUUGAAUUGAUAAAGAGAAUACUUAUGUAUAAAUUGUCAUCUAUAUACUAUCAUAACAAAAUACUAAAUUACUCUUACACUACUAAUCGUACCGUCAACACAAAGUAGUAAUAAAUUGGCGUGUUCUAA
Molecule: messenger RNA, 4212 nt
Organism: Linum trigynum
Lineage: Eukaryota; Viridiplantae; Streptophyta; Magnoliopsida; Malpighiales; Linaceae
Source: the annotation of a GenBank genome assembly